Messenger RNA from Rhizoctonia solani, 1986 nucleotides. RefSeq names its product nucleolar GTP-binding protein 1. Gene Ontology annotation, cellular component: nucleolus. The transcript is spliced from 6 exons. Lineage: Eukaryota; Fungi; Basidiomycota; Agaricomycetes; Cantharellales; Ceratobasidiaceae. The record is from RefSeq and is a predicted model, not a curated record. Gene Ontology annotation, biological process: ribosomal large subunit biogenesis. Gene Ontology annotation, molecular function: GTPase activity; RNA binding; GTP binding. The coding region runs from base 1 to 1986 and encodes 661 amino acids.
AUGGCGACAAAAGGACUCAAAGCAAUCGCUCCGGUUCCAACGGCGAACGACUUUCUGGAUAUUAUACUGAGUAAAACUCAGCGUAAGACCCCAACGGUCAUCCAUAAAAACUUUAAAAUAAGUCGUAUUCGGAAUUUUUACAUGCGGAAAGUCAAAUUCACCCAAGAUUCGUUCGAUGAGAAGUUGGGAGCUAUCUUGAAUGAAUUCCCGAUACUUGACAAUCUUCAUCCAUUCAUGUCUUCGCUUCUCAACGUCCUAUAUGACAAGAACCACUAUAAACUCGCUCUUGGCCAACUUAAUACUGCUCGACACCUUAUCUCUCAAGUCGCAAAGGACUACGUCCGCCUCCUUAAAUUCGGAGACUCUCUAUACAGGUGCAAACAGCUCAAAAGAGCGGCUUUGGGUCGUAUGGCAACAAUUAUGCGUCGCCAAAAGGAUCCAUUGGCAUAUCUCGAGCAAGUCAGGCAGCAUUUAGCGCGUUUACCAAGCAUCGAUCCAACCACGCGCACACUAUUGGUCUGUGGAUACCCGAAUGUCGGCAAAAGCUCCUUCGUAAACAAGGUUACGCGAGCGGAUGUCGACGUCCAGCCAUAUGCGUUCACUACAAAAUCCUUGUUUGUCGGACAUCUUGAUUACAAGUACCUUCGAUGGCAAGUCAUCGAUACACCGGGAAUUCUGGACCAUCCACUCGAAGAGAUGAAUACGAUCGAAAUGCAGAGCGUUACCGCCAUGGCUCAUCUACGGAGUGCGAUUCUCUACUUUAUGGACCUCAGUGAACGAUGUGGCUACACCAUCGAGGCCCAAGUUAAACUCUUUCAUUCUAUCAAGCCUUUGUUUUCCGGAAAACCGGUUGUGGUCGUAAUCAACAAGAUUGAUGUUGUUCGACUAGAUGACUUGAACGAGGAGCAGCGAGCUCUGGUCGAUACCGUCAUUACCCUUCCUGAAGUGAAGACAGUUCAAGUUAGCUGCUAUACCGACGAGGGGGUCACUGAAGUCAAAACGACAUCGUGUGAUGCACUCCUUGCACACCGCGUGGAGUCCAAGCUCAGGGGUACCAAGAUUAAUACAGUGGUCAACCGCAUUCACGUCGCUGUGCCAACCAAACGCGAUGACAAGGAGCGUAAGCCCUUCAUUCCAGAUGUAGUCAAGGAGAGGAAGAAAUAUGAUAAAGAAGACCCGGAGAGGAUGAAGCUGGAGAAGGAUUUGGAGGCAGAAGGUGGAGGAGCAGGUGUGUAUAACAUUGAUAUGAGAAAAAACUGGAUCCUUCAAGACGAAUCAUGGAAAUACGAUGUCAUGCCAGAGAUCUGGGAAGGCAGGAACGUCGCCGACUUCAUCGAUCCAGAUAUCGAAGCCAAACUUGCCGCCCUCGAAGCUGAAGAGGAGAAGCUCGAGGCAGAAGGCUUUUACGAUAGCGAGGAAGAAAUAUUUGACUCGGACGACGAGCGGGAGGCCGAAGAAUUACUUAAAAUGCAGAAAGCAAAACUUUCUCAUCAUGCCAAAUCGAACUUUAAAUCCCGGCCCAUCAUGCCCCGUACUGGCGCACACCGAACCAUGAGUGGAAUGGCUAAAGCUCUGACUGCCGCAGGCUAUGACCCUAGUCGAAUUGAAGAACGGGCCGCAAUCCUGGCUAAGGCAGCGAGGGCCAAAGAGGCUAUUGGGAAAAGGAAGCGCGAUGAAGAUAUGGAAGUGGAUUCAGAUGGAGAGGGGCAAGAUGUUUCGGAUGGAAUGGACAUUGACGAAGGCGAGAGCCCGAAGAAAGUCAAGACCAACCUCGGCACUUCUAAGCGUGCCCCCAAGACCGAUAGGCAAUUUGCGGGUCUCAAGAACGCGGAACAAGCCGAGAAGGCAAUCAAGUUGCGAAACCUGGGACAACGAGAGAGGAACAUGCAUGCAAGAGCCGGAGAAAGUGAUCGUGCAAUCAAGGUUAAGAUGCCAAAACACUUGUAUGCUGGUAAAAGGAAGGCGGGGAAGACUGAUAGACGAUGA